AUGUCGUCUCCUCCAGACAUCGUGCUCCCCGCGUCCUUUCUGGACACCGAUUUGUACAAGUUCACCAUGCAGCAGGCGGUCCUGCACCACUUCCGCGACGUGCAGGCCACCUACCGCUUCACGCACCGCGACACGGACGUCCUCUUUACCAGGGACUGUUUCGAGCAGUUCAAGCGAUCCGUCUCCCACUUCGACCAGCUGCGGCUCGCCGACGCAGAGCGCGACUGGCUCGGCAAGGCGUGUCCCUACUUCACGCCGGAGUACCUCCAGUACCUGUCCGCCUACCGCUUCAAGGUCGACCAGGUCCGCGUGCAGUUCCUCCCGGUCUCCGCGGACGGCCAGCGCGGGCAUCUGGACAUCCACGCCGUCGGCCCGUGGGUGGAGACCAUCUUAUGGGAGGUCCCGCUCAUGGCCUGCCUGAGCGAGCUGUAUUUCCGGACCGUCGACACCGACUGGAGUUACGACGGGCAAGACGAGGCCGCGUAUCGCAAGGCGGAGACGCUGCUGAAAGCCGGGUGCACGUUCAGCGACUUUGGCACCCGGCGCCGACGGACGUUCGAGACACAGCGGAUCGUCGUCGAAGCCCUCAUCCGCGCAUCGCACGACGUCAAUGGAGGCAAACUGCUGGGGACUAGCAAUGUUCAUCUGGCGCGCAAGUACAAUGUUUCUCCCAUCGGCACGAUUGCACACGAGUGGUUCAUGGCUGUAGGGGCACUGAAAGGAUACGAACACGCCAAUGCACUGGGUCUCACUUUGUGGGAAGCGGUGUACCCGAAGGACCUGCUCUUGGCUUUGACGGACACCUUCUCGACAGAAGUAUUCUUCAAGGACUUCCUUUGCAACCCUGACCAAGCUAGAAGAUGGAAAGGACUGCGGCAAGACUCCGGCGACCCUUUCAAAUAUGCUCCUCGCGCAAAGGAGGUGUACGAGCAACUCGGGAUCAACUAUCAUGAGAAAAUAAUAAUUUUCUCUGAUGCCUUGAAUGUAGACAAGGCUAUCAAGCUCAAGGAGCAGUGUGAUGACAUUGGCUUUGCAUCAUCAUUUGGCAUUGGUACAUCCCUGACCAAUGACUUCGAAUCUCUUUCCCAAGCAGCACACAGCAAGGCAUUGAACAUGGUAAUCAAACUGGCAUCAGUAAAUGAUCUUCAAUGUAUCAAAAUUAGUGAUGAGUUAACCAAGAACACAGGUGACCCCAAUACCAUUAAAUUGGUUAAACAUAUUCUUAGUCUGCCAUAA
Molecule: messenger RNA, 1236 nt
Organism: Postia placenta MAD-698-R-SB12
Lineage: Eukaryota; Fungi; Basidiomycota; Agaricomycetes; Polyporales; Adustoporiaceae
Exons: 10
Coding region: 1-1236 (411 amino acids)
Biological process (GO): NAD+ biosynthetic process
Molecular function (GO): nicotinate phosphoribosyltransferase activity
Source: RefSeq, a predicted model, not a curated record